UUAAAAUUCUUUAAAACUCGCAAUAGCAGUAAAGAAAAGCGUAUGGAAAAAGAACCACCACGUAAGAGGAUUCGCAGUAAAACACUUCAAUCCUCUAGUGUAGACAGUAUAUCUAAUGAGAGGCAAUUCUGGUUAAUGAAGGCAGAACCAGAAUCACGGCUUGUUAAAGGGCAGGAUGUAAAGUUUUCAAUUGAUGAUCUUAAAGAAAUAGAGGUAUCGCCCUGGGAUGGAGUUCGAAACCCAGAAGCUAGUAAGAUAAUGAGGGAGCGAAUGAAAGUUGGGGAUCUUGCAUUUUUCUAUCAUAGUAAUUGUAAAAACCCGGGUAUUGCAGGUAUUAUGGAGAUACAUAAAGAGGGAUAUCCAGAUUAUACUGCAUGGGAUAAAAGUCAUCCAUAUUACGAUAUGAAAUCGAUAAAGGAAAAUCCUAAGUGGUAUAUGGUAGAUGUAAAAUAUAAGAGACAUCUUUCUAGAUUUAUUUCAUUAUAUGAAUUAAAGAAAUAUAAAGAAGGAGCUCUUAAAAAUAUGAUGCUUUUAAGACGACCUCGAUUGAGUGUACAAAGUGUAACAUCAUAUGAAUGGGAUUUUAUUUUAGAACUUGAAAAAGAAGUUACUUAAGGAUCAUUGUAGAUUUAUAAAUGAUGAAGUUUUUUUAGUUAGUUAG
This is a messenger RNA of Pneumocystis carinii B80, 661 nucleotides long. RefSeq lists its product as hypothetical. The transcript is spliced from 6 exons. Gene Ontology annotation, cellular component: nucleus. The record is from RefSeq and is a predicted model, not a curated record. NCBI's taxonomy places the organism in Eukaryota, Fungi, Ascomycota, Pneumocystomycetes, Pneumocystales, Pneumocystaceae. Bases 43 to 615 code for a protein of 190 amino acids.